AUGGGAUACAGAGUGCCGCAUCUGAAUCCUUACAAUGGGUGGCUUAGAAGCCGGGCCUACCGGGAGGCACAUAGACUCUUGGAUGAGGAAUUCAAGAAGUACCUCGGGGAUUCACGAGAACAGGGUCGUCAGGCCGAGGACCACUCACUACCACCACCACCCUCAUCACCACCGGCUCCGCCGGCUAAUCAGUCUGAGGUUAUACCUCCUCUCCUUCAAACACCUUCAUCUCCCCCGCAAACUCCUUCGCCUCCCUUUCGAUCUCCGUUAUCCGCAUUUUUGGACGCACUGACGGAGAGUAUCUUUCCAGAUACUCCUCCACAAUCAUCUGAUUCGUCGAUCCCAAUUUCCCCCAGAGGAAUUUCGUUCCCGACGAACUCCACGGACAGCGUGGAGUUCUUAGAGGAAAUUCCUCCACCCCCACCUAGAUCUUACUUCAGCAUCCUAGAGAGUGACACUCUCGAGUCACUCAUCACCCAAUUCCCACGGACUACUACCGCAUCCAUCCCUUAG
Molecule: messenger RNA, 513 nt
Organism: Trachymyrmex septentrionalis
Lineage: Eukaryota; Metazoa; Arthropoda; Insecta; Hymenoptera; Formicidae
Product: proline-rich receptor-like protein kinase PERK12
Exons: 2
Coding region: 1-513 (170 amino acids)
Source: RefSeq, a predicted model, not a curated record